Ustilaginoidea virens is the source of this 1041-nucleotide messenger RNA. RefSeq lists its product as uncharacterized. The transcript is spliced from 2 exons. The coding region runs from base 1 to 1041 and encodes 346 amino acids. Gene Ontology annotation, cellular component: chromosome, centromeric region; nucleus. Gene Ontology annotation, biological process: mitotic cell cycle; kinetochore assembly; mitotic sister chromatid segregation. The record is from RefSeq and is a predicted model, not a curated record. Lineage: Eukaryota; Fungi; Ascomycota; Sordariomycetes; Hypocreales; Clavicipitaceae.
AUGGCUACUACCCCCCCCGCGGUAUCAGACUAUGAGCUCCUCACCGAGCACUUUGGCUACUCCCCGGUGGCUCUCCUCGACGACAUUAUCAACACGGUAAACGUGCUCGCCGACCGCGCCCUCGACUCCGUCGAGCGCCUCCUGCUCUCCAUCCCGCCCUCCAACCUGGGCUUCAAACCCCCCAAGACCAGCGGCGGCGACGACGACGACGACGCCGCCGCCGCUGCUGCUUCUGCCGCCGCCGCCGCCGCCAGGCACGAGAUCGAGCACGGCACGCACCAGCUCGAAACGCUCCUCAACGCCGCCAUCGACAAGAACUUUGACAUUUUCGAGCUCUACACCAUGCAGAACAUCCUGACCGUCAAGGCCGCCGACGAGCCCUUCAUCCGGCUGUCCCACUACGACGGACUGGACCUGUCCGCGCAGCCCGCCCUGGACAAGGUGGCAGACCUGCGGGGCCGGCUGCGCGCCAGCCAGAAGCUGCACGUGGCGCUGGAGGCGGAGAGGGCGCGCAACGACGCCCUGCUGGGCAGGCUGAAGGCGGCCCUGCUGGCGCGAGCCGGCGACGACGAGGAGCCUGGCGCCGGGGGCGCCCAGCACGCCGGCCCGCUGGCCUUCUUGCGCGACAGCGGAAGCCUGGCGCAGGGGGGCGCCGACGCGCCCAUCACCACGACCGCCGAGUUCGCCCUGUCGCAGCUGCAGCCUCUGCGGGAGCUGUCCUCGGCGCUGCGGACGCUGCUGCCCGAGCUGGCGGCCGAGACGGAUCCCCAGGCGGACCACGGGUCGUGGCGGCGACAAAGAUCAGAGUACGUCGAGAGCGCGACGCGCAAGUACCUCGAGCGGACGGGCGGCCUGGACCUCGGGCCUUCUGGCGAGGUGCGCGACGGGGAGUGGCAGGGCGGAGGGCCGUCUCUGACCAGGAGCGACGUCGAAAGCUUGGAGAAGGCUGCCUCGAUGCUCCAGUCCAGCACGGCCAAGGGGCCAGGGCCACAAGGGCCCGCGGACGACGGAGAACAAGGUCGUGCGUCCACGACCCCGUGA